Molecule: messenger RNA, 9837 nt
Organism: Synchiropus splendidus (mandarinfish)
Lineage: Eukaryota; Metazoa; Chordata; Actinopteri; Syngnathiformes; Callionymidae
Gene: ptprsa
Product: protein tyrosine phosphatase receptor type Sa
Exons: 30
Coding region: 1912-7104 (1730 amino acids)
Biological process (GO): protein dephosphorylation
Molecular function (GO): protein tyrosine phosphatase activity; protein binding
Source: RefSeq, a predicted model, not a curated record
UCAGCUCACAUGUACGUUAACAAACUGUGUUUUCGCCAAAAGUAUUAUGCAAGUGUUAUAAAUCUUGGAGCUUUGAUAGCGAUGCCUGCCCAUAAAUGUAAUUUUAUAUGCAGUGAAACGUCUAUAUGUAAAAUUAUAAUUGACCAACUAAUGCUUUUCUCUGUUAUGACUUUGUGCUCCAUUUUCUGUCCUUCAAUGCCCUCCGGUACUCACUUGGAAGGAAAUGUGUAGCACAACAAGCCGUAUGUCUUUUCGGUUUAAGACGCACAGUUUCACUCACUGUGUGCCCGAGCGAAUGCUUCCCGACUCCUUUUGAGUCCAGGAAGUGUUUAAAUAGCCCAAGUCUUGAUCCGGUCUUUCUUUCAGGUACAGGAGCGCAACGGUAAGUGAUGGCGAUUUUGCUUGAGUCGGUUGAUAUUGACAACCGCCAAUCAAAAUCUUUAAACCCCUGAGUCCCUAUGUUCGUAGAAUGGGAAGGGCCUUUUAAAGGGGACCAUGCCGUGAUUCUCUUGUGACCUGUAUUAUAAACCGUGUUCUUGGCGUUUCUGGGCAUGUUUUACAACAGAAUAUUUUAGAAUACUUUACUGUUUACAUAAUGAGGAGGUCAGAAUCAUUGGAAAGCUAAACGCUAAAUGGCAAAGAGUACUUGUUCAGAGGGAUUGAAGAAAUAGAAGCAGAUGCAUUUACUUCAUGAUUUAUUUAUAUUUUGCAUAUUAAAUAAUGAUGCCCCGGUAUCUACUCUAGUUUGUUCGCACUGCCGUGUACCAAAUAACUUUGUUCCCAGUAAAUAAUUCAAAACUGUGACAUUGUGAAGUGGGUCAGGAAGCUGCUAUUUCUUUGUAACUAUUGAAGUAUAAAGUACCGGAGAAGAAUAAAAAUUGAUCUAUAUUCAUUUUAGUAGUAGUAGUUACCAGUGGCAAGUUGAAAAUAUAGUCCUAAAAAGAGAGAAUAGCUUGAAGUCUGUCAGUCAUGUCUGAACAUAAGCGCAAGGUCUGUUGGAGGAUGUAGCUUAAUUUAAAACACUACUACUAGCUUUGUACCUAUGUAUCUAGCUAUGAUAAAGGAACAAUAACAGGAUGGCUGUGAUUGGAUGCUUAAUCUAGAGUAUGUUUAUGUAACAUCACUGCAAAACACGGCUCCAUCAGCAUGCUUUAAACCGAACAAGGGGUCAUAAGUAUUGAGGCGCUAUCACUCCUAUGUGACACACUCGCUGUGCCAUGAUGGUGUCUACUUGUCUGUGUUUUCAGUUGACUUCUGUCAAUCAAUUCUGAUACUUGAUGUUGACAUGUUCACAAAGCAAACUGCACUGGAGAUUAGCAGCUGUGGUGCUGGGUAGGAACCACGAAAAACUGCUUUUUGUAUGAGGCCAUUCGCCAAAAUGAAAAUCGAAAUGGAUUUUAAUUGGCUUUUUUUUUUUGUUGUUGUGUGUCGACCACAGCUUCUAAUUUCUGCCCAAAACUGUCUUUUUUCAGUUUGAUCGUUCAUUAGUUUUUAUUUAUUGUUUCCCUUUAUUUGGGUUCCUUCUAGAAACAAAAGGCAUACAGCUACCACAGGACACUCCUCGUGGCUUUAAGGAGCGUGUGAAAUUUGAAAGUAUGGUACGCUCGAUUUGACUCCAGUGGCGCCUCACUUUUCUUUUUCUUUUUUCUUUUUUUUGCCUUACCAGAUGACGGUGUGGCUGCCACUGGGGUGAAUCUGAUUGUUUUGGCGUGAUUUACUGAACAUUUUGAUUUAUUUAAAAGGGGCGGUGGUGGGUGGCGGGGGGCUUACAAGUGCACUUACAAGAUGGGUCACGUAUGGUAGGGACAGAAGGGGUGGGGGACAAAAGGAAGGGCAAUGUAGCUGCAGCUAAACACCUUGAGGUGGCUUUUUUUACUCUCUCUGUGUUUCCCCUAUUUUUCUCUUCUCCUCAUGUCAUUGUGUUCUGCAUCAACCCCUUUACAUCCCUCAGAGCUUCGAGAAGUCCGGCGGGUGCCUCCUCGCUUCUCCAUCCCGCCAAGCAGUCAGGAAAUAAUGCCUGGUGGCAGUGUGAACAUAACAUGUGUGGCAGUGGGCUCCCCCAUGCCGUACGUCAAGUGGAUGCUGAAUUCCGAGGAUUUGACUCCAGAGGAUGAGAUGCCAGUGGGUAGAAAUGUUCUCGAACUGAGCAGCGUCCGUGAGUCAGCCAACUACACUUGCGUAGCCAUGAGCAGCCUCGGAAUCAUUGAAGCCGUGGCACAGAUCACCGUCAAAUCUCUUCCAAAGCCUCCUGGUACACCUGUUGUCACUGAGACCACUGCCACCAGCGUCACUAUCACGUGGGACUCAGGAAACCCGGAUCCCGUCACCUACUAUAUAAUCCAGUAUCGAGCCAAGUCCCCGGAAAGCAAGUACGAGACAGUAGAUGACAUCACCACGACUCGUUACAGCAUCGGAGGCCUCUAUCCCAACACCGAGUACGUCAUCAGAGUUUCGGCGGUCAACACCAUAGGUCAGGGUCCACCCAGUGAACCAGUAGAAACCAGAACCGGUGAACAGGCGCCUGCCAGUCCCCCUCGAAAUAUUCAAGCACAAAUCAUCUCCCAGAACACCAUGAUGGUGCGCUGGGAAGAACCCGAAGAACCCAACGGACAAAUAAAAGGCUACAGGGUGUACUACACGAUGGACGACUCCCAGCCCACCAGUCUCUGGCUGAUUCAUAAUGUGCAGGACAGCAUCAUUACAACCAUCCAGAGUUUGGUGCCACAUGAGACCUACACCAUUAAAGUACUAGCGUUCACCUCUGUAGGUGAUGGACCCUUCUCAGAGCCAAUCCAUGUGAAGGUGCUGCAAGGAGUUCCUGGGCAGCCCUCCAAAUUUCAAAUUGGCAACAUCGGUGAUACCAGCAUUCAACUCACAUGGGAACCAGCCUUCGAGAAAGAGGGAAUAAUCAGUUAUGAACUGCGAUAUUCAGAAGGAAGCUUGGGAACUCGGAUCAAGAAAUCUUUCAGCCCCACUUCAUCGUACGUUGUGGAAGGUCUUCGCCCAAAUACCGAGUACCACUUUUCCCUGGCUGCCAUCUCCAACAAAGGCAUUGGUGCUUUCACCAAUGACAUAUCACAGAAGACCCUGCAAGCCAAACCCUCCGCCCCCCCUCAAGAGAUUAAGUGCAGCAGCGCCAGCUCCACCUCCCUCCUGGUAAGUUGGCGGCCCCCGCCCGAGACGGCUCAGAACGGAGUCCUGGUGGGGUACAGGGUGCACUACCAGGUGGCGGGUGUGUCAGAGGGUGGAAGUGAUGAUGCACAGCUCAUGGAGGAGCCGACUGUGCCGGCCACCGAUGAGCAGGUGCUGCAGGUGCUGCUGCAGCGCCUCGACAAGUGGACCCAGUAUCAGAUCACAGUGUCCGCCUUGACUGUGGUUGGGCCGGGCCCUGAGAGUGAGCCCAUCAUCUGCCGGACCGAUGAAGACGUUCCCGGUGGCCCACCAAGGCGGGUGGAGGUGGAGGUCCUUAACUCCACGGCAUUGAAAGUCAUGUGGCGCUCCUUGGUGCCUGGGAAGCAGAACGGUCAAAUCCGAGGCUACCAGGUCCACUAUGUUCGUGUGGAGAACGGAGAGUCUCGGGGUUUGCCUCUGAUCAAGGAUGUCAUGCUGGCCGAUGCGCAGUGGGCAUUGGACGAUACAGCGGAGUAUGACAUGGUGAUCGGAGGACUGAAGCCGGACACCACUUACUCCAUCACGGUGGCCGCCUAUACCACCAAGGGGGAUGGAGCUCGGAGCAAACCAAAGCUGGUGGUGACCAAAGGAGCAGUGCCUGGCCCGCCCUUUCUAUCGGUGGCUCCGAAUUCCGAGACCUCUGCCGUGGUUCACUGGGAUCCUCCAGACCUGACCAACGGCAUGGACCUGCAAGGUUACCGGCUUCAGUUUGGUCGAAAAGAUCUUUUACCGUUGGCCACGCUGGAAUUUGCUCCUCAGGAACGCCAGUACACUGUAGACAACAUUCACCGGGGCGCCACUUACCUCUUUAAGAUCUCAGCCAAAAGCCGAGGGGGCUUUGGUGAGGAGGCCAGUAAGGAACUUGCCGUGCCAGAGAACACCCCAGGGGGAUACCCUCAAAUUAAUGAGGGAUCCAAUGUGACAUGUUGCUCAGUGCAGCUGUCUUGGGCUCCGCCAGUACUGGCAGAGAGGAACGGGGUGAUCACACAGUACACUUUGGCCUAUAAAGAAGCUGGUACCGGAGGACCGCCAAGGGAGCUACGUUUACCCCCGGACCAGUCCGACUAUGUGCUCAACAGCCUCAAACCAAACGCAGCGUAUGACGUGAAAAUCCGUGCACACACCAGUGUAGGUCCUGGGCCCUACAGCCCGCCUAUCCAGUAUCGGACCGUGGCCUUUGACCCAACAGAUGUACCCAAGAAUUUCACUGUCAAGUGGGCGACCAAGACCACUGUGGUCAUUGCGUGGAAGUUUUCCAAGAGCGGAUCCCCGUAUAAGUGCACGAUCGAAUACAACCGGCAGAAGAUGGAAGUGGACGCCACGCAGCUGCGAGUGCUGGUGACGGGUCUCCGGCACAACUCCACCUAUGAGUUCCGAGUCACCUGCCAGGAGAGCAUGGAUGGCGGCACUCGACACCGCGUGGUGGCCCGAACCGCCCCGCUCAUGCUGAUGAAGAAACCCAAGCUGGACAUUUACGCUGAGCCGGACAACAUGCUCACCAUGUCCUUCCCACCAGUCGACAGCAAGGACGUCAAGAAUUUCUAUGUGGUUGCGGUGCCACUGAAACGAUCCACUGGGAACGUCAAAAACCUGGACAGCCCUGAUGAGACGGACAUGGAAGAGCUCCUGCGGGAAGUGACGCCAAAGCGACGGUCACGGCGCCAGCUGGCGCAGCUGGAUCAGCGCAAGCCAUACAUCACCGCCUGCUUCAGACAGCUUCCUCCUAGCUUCACCGUGGGUUCGGACCACCGACUCAGUAACUGCGAAAACAAGCCUCUCGAGCCCGGCCAGGAGUAUGUCUUCUUCCUACUGGCUGAACUGAACACCACUCAUGGGAAAAUGUUCGCCACCAGCCCGUACACUGACACGGUGAUGACUCCGGAGUUGGAUGUGAUGAAUCCCCUGCCUGCAGAAAGUGGUGGUGAUGGGCUCAUAUGGGUGGUGGGGCCGGUCCUUGCCGUGGUCUUCAUCAUCUGCAUUGUUAUCGCCAUCCUUCUUUACAAAAACAAACCUGACAGCCGCAAACGAAAAGAGUCGGAGCCGCGCACAAAGUGUCUGCUAAACAAUGCAGACAUCACCCCUCACCACCCCACGGACCCAGUGGAAAUGAGGCGCAUCAAUUUCCAAACUCCAGAUUCGGGUCUAAGCAGUCCUCAGAGCGAAGCCGAUUUUGAAUAUGAAAGUAUGAUGAAUCACCCUCCCAUCCCGAUCUCUGAGCUGGCGGAACACACCGAGCUCCUCAAGGCCAACGACAACCUGAAGCUCUCCCAAGAAUACGAGUCCAUCGAUCCAGGCCAGCAGUUCACCUGGGAACAUUCCAACCUGGAGGUGAACAAGCCCAAAAAUCGCUACGCCAAUGUCAUCGCCUACGACCACUCCCGUGUCAUCCUGGCUCCAAUUGACGGGAUCACGGGUAGCGACUACAUCAACGCCAACUACAUCGACGGCUACAGGAAGCAGAACGCCUACAUCGCAACUCAGGGGCCUCUGCCGGAAACCUUCGGAGACUUCUGGAGGAUGGUGUGGGAGCAGAGAGCAGCUACAGUGGUCAUGAUGACCAGACUGGAGGAGAAAUCACGGAUAAAGUGUGACCAGUACUGGCCCAGUCGAGGCACAGAAACCUACGGGAUGACCCAAGUCACCCUCCUGGACACCAUCGAGUUGGCCACCUUCUGUGUGCGCACCUUCUCGCUGCACAAGAACGGCUCAAGUGAGAAGCGAGAAGUUCGCCAGUUCCAGUUCACGGCGUGGCCCGACCACGGCGUUCCAGAGUAUCCCACCCCCUUCCUGGCCUUCCUCCGCAGGGUGAAGACCUGCAACCCCCCUGAUGCCGGACCCAUCAUCGCCCACUGCAGUGCGGGCGUGGGCCGGACGGGCUGCUUCAUCGUCAUCGACGCCAUGCUGGAGCGCAUCAAGCACGAGAAGACGGUGGACAUUUACGGCCACGUGACGCUGAUGCGCUCUCAGAGGAACUACAUGGUGCAGACGGAAGACCAGUACAGCUUCAUCCACGACGCUUUGCUGGAGGCCGUGGCCUGCGGCAACACGGAGGUGGCCGCCCGCAGCCUGUACUCCUACAUCCAGAAGCUGGCGCAGGUGGAGACCGGCGAGCACGUCACCGGCAUGGACCUGGAGUUCAAGCGCUUGGCCAACUCCAAAGCUCACACGUCACGCUUCAUCAGUGCCAACCUUCCCUGCAACAAGUUCAAGAACCGGCUGGUCAACAUCAUGCCCUACGAAACCACACGUGUCUGCCUGCAGCCCAUCAGAGGCCUGGAAGGGUCGGACUACAUCAACUCCAGCUUCAUUGACGGAUACAGGCAACAGAAGGCCUACAUCGCCACGCAGGGCCCUCUGGCCGAGACCACGGAAGACUUCUGGAGAAUGCUGUGGGAGAACAACUCGACUAUCGUGGUCAUGUUGACCAAACUGAGAGAGAUGGGACGGGAAAAGUGUCACCAGUACUGGCCUGCAGAGCGCUCCGCACGCUACCAGUACUUUGUAGUGGAUCCUAUGGCCGAGUACAACAUGCCGCAGUACAUCCUUCGGGAAUUCAAAGUCACGGACGCUAGGGACGGCCAAUCCCGGACGGUACGGCAAUUCCAGUUCACCGACUGGCCGGAGCAAGGCGUUCCCAAAUCUGGGGAGGGAUUUAUUGACUUCAUCGGGCAGGUUCAUAAAACCAAGGAGCAGUUCGGACAAGAUGGGCCGAUUUCUGUCCACUGCAGCGCUGGUGUUGGCCGCACCGGAGUCUUCAUCACCCUCAGCAUCGUCCUGGAGAGGAUGCGCUACGAAGGCGUGGUCGACAUUUUCCAGACAGUCAAAAUGCUACGCACACAGAGACCAGCCAUGGUCCAGACCGAGGACGAGUAUCAGUUCUGCUACCACGCCGCUCUGGAGUACUUAGGAAGCUUUGAUCACUAUGCAACGUAAAAAGCCAUCUCUCCCCCCUCCACCAAUCCUGUCGCCCCUCUCCACCUCGACAGUCUCCUGAGCCAUAGAAACUUGAAUUUUGAAAAGCCGCCACUUCUAAUUCUGACGCACCCAACCGCAAGUUUCUGUCUCCGCGUGGUGACGCCUGAUCCGACGAUUCCGAAUCAGCCCAGAUCUCAAAGAAACCGAACCGAAAAACACAAACUAUGGCUCAUGCUGAGGGUCCGGUUUUUGAUCAACGUUGCCAGGCUCCUAACUUUACCUCAAGUGUUUCAAAAUGGAGGACAAUGUAAAAAAAAUAUUUUUAUUUCUCUUCUCAAAAACAGUGGUUAUUAGCUGCAGAUGAUGGAGAGGCAGUUGGAUGUAGCCGAUACGGGGUGACAUUCUCUUGUUGUUUUGAUAUCAAUGGGUGUAAAUGAGUAUUUUUGUGAGUGAAAUUCAGCAUUUUUUUUCCUCCUCCCUGUCCAAACUGUGGUUAACCAUCUCUCCGAGGGAGAAAAAAAAAGAGAACGCUCCCAUCUGGUGGGAGGGGGGGACGGAGGGGGGACCUGCUAAGGAGAUGCUAACAAAAUCACACGACAGCCUCUUCCAACAUGAGAGGCGACGCUCAUCUGUCAGGAAGGAAUUGAAACUCAAGACUAGAGAACUGGAUUUAGAGACAAGAAAAAGAAAAAAAAAAAAAUUCAUGCCUGUUGCUCGAAGCUCGACUGGUCCGGUGACCAUGGCAACCCACUUUUGUUUGUUUCCACUGUGGAAUCGUGGCUGGUUCACCGGACCAUUUUUCAAGGCAAAUCUUUGGACACACCCUAACAGACAAAGAGGGGCUUGUCUUUGUGUACAAAGAUCACCGUUUUUUUUUUUGUUCCAGUCAGAAACCAAACAUGCUGCUUAUCAAGUGUAUGCUGUACGUGUGACUCUGGAGAGAAGAACAAGAUGCAACAGGAGCAUCCACGUCAUCGUCCCCCGGUCUCUAUCACCUCGACUACUCUAUAACCAUGUAUCUCAGUAUAAAAGACUCAAAAGUGGCAGGUGCGAAGCUUUUGUGUUCUCGUGGUUGGAAAAAAAAUUGGCCCUCUCUUUGUGUUCGGUAAGAGGUGGAUAGUUUUUUAGGUUUUUUUAUUUGGACUCAAGAAUGAAGUUUCUUGCACACCCCAUAAAAACACCCUCAAGUCGGGUUUUUUUAGCUGUAAAAUCAGUGUUGUGCACAAGAAGGCGGGACGAUGGACUGAACUGUGUGUGAUCUUAUUUCCAAAAAAGCCUUAUUGUUGAUGUAACAUUACAGAUGAAAAAAAAAAAAAUUAAUGUUGUAUGGCUUAAUUUGCGUUACAUUUUUCUUUCCUUUUUUUUUAACAGAGAUAUUGCAUUGCAUUUUUUAAUACUAGUAGCUAAGAAAAAGUGCUUAUCUGUUCAUAUUAUGUUGAAAGACAUUCUAUUUUUUCACUGUAGAAAUGUUACGUCUGUGUGUGUGUGCAUAUACGGCUGCGCCCACACACAUUCAUAUAUAUGAAAAUGCAGAAUAUGAAAUUAUAUCCAAGCAUAGUAUGAAUUAAAUGCUCCUUUUAUUUUUCAUGUUUAGAGAGACUAACCUCCGUGUGGACCGGCCCGCUCAUCUUUUGUUUUUGUAGCAGCGUUACGAAGACCCAGACGGAAUUGGCCUCACGCGUGCAGACUCGUAUUUUUUACUAUUUACAUAACAUAAAGUGGUACUUCAUUUUGUCAUAGAUGUAAAUAACAAAUAUAUAGACUAUAUGUAUUUGUCGAACCCUGGAGGCUCAGCAGUGAUGUGAGGAUGGACGAAAAGGAAAAAAAACGAUUCCCAACUUCUAAAGUGUUUUCUCUCCUUCUCAAGUGUUCUUUCGGUUCGAACCCUGCAUCCUGAUCUUUAAAUACCGUUUGCCUUUUUUUCUGCCUUUAAUUUCCCUGGCCAGCAGUGAGAUCCGGGAAACGUGCCAGACUCUGUUCUCGCACAUUUGGCGAGGGCCAUGAAAUCGGCGUCAGCGUAUGUAACUAAAUCAAAGCCGGGAAGUCGACCCAUCCAGUCUUUCUUUCUUCAUCUCACGAUGAGCUGUUGGUCUCGGUCUGGAUCAUGUGUUGGGACAUGAACUGUGCUCAUGUUGAAGAAUCCACAUUCUCCGUUCCCGCUCCUCUCGCGCCCCGUAGGUGUCUUUCAUUCCUGAACCGCUUUAAAUGACCGCUAUGCCAAAUAUUUCAUCUUUCGUUCUACGUCAUGCAUUAAACUUGUCGAGAUCCAUGCUUUUUUUUUUUUUGCUUUUUAUAUGUGACACAGAAAGAAUUCUGGACUGAUGCAAACAAGGGGAAACCAUGACAACCAAAAAAAUGUGCUGCAACUGUCUCCACACCUUCAGAUGUGUCUCUGCGACCCACUUUUUUUUUUUUUUUUUUUCCAAAUGAAAGAAAGACUCUGGCCCCGAGCCAGAAGCGCAGAAGUUUGUCCAAUGUGACUUCAUGUGCUAAUGAUCCAGACUCGCCCGGACAAACAACACUGGACUUUGUGGUAUCUGGGAUCAUUGCAGAAAAGACACUCGGGGAACAAAAGAGUCAUCCACGAACACAAGGAAAGAGCAGAAAACAAUUCCCGACUCAGCAGAAUAGUUUUUUCUUUGUAGGAGGGCCGAUCACUUUCAACUGUUACUUCUAACUGAAACAAUACUUGGUUUAAAGCCACUGUGUAUGUAGAUAUGUUGACUUUGUAUUAAAGAAAUGUUGUCUGAA